GUAGUCUUCCUCCUCCCACUUGGAAGGUGCGAUCGUUACCACUUCAAAUACAGGUGUUUGACAGGUAGACUGCUAAGUUGGGACUGUUAGUGCCGGCACUACUCUGCUCCUGUCAUAACUUCUCCGGGAAAAGGUGCCAUUUCUGUCCUGAGUUACUGUCCCCAGUGAGGGGCGUGGACAGUGGGCACUCUUGCCAACGCCUACGAUGCUUUCAGGCUGUGCAGCUAUCGGCUGGGCUGACCAUGGCCCUUUCUGUGGAGACGGAGUCGCAUAUCUACCGAGCUCUGCGCACUGCCUCUGGGGCUGCAGCCCACCUCGUGGCGUUAGGCUUUACCAUCUUUGUUGCUGUGCUUGCCAGACCUGGCUCCAGUCUGUUCUCCUGGCACCCCGUUCUUAUGUCUCUGGCUUUCUCCUUCCUGAUGACCGAGGCACUCCUGAUGUUCUCUCCUGAGAGUUCCCUGCUGCGGUCCCUCUCUCGGAAGGUCCGCGCACGCUGCCACUGGGUGCUCCAGCUGCUGGCCCUACUCUGUGCUCUGCUGGGUCUAGGUCUUGUCAUCCUCCACAAAGAGCAGCUUGGCAAAGCACACCUGACCACUCGGCAUGGGCAGGCAGGGCUGUUAGCUGUGCUGUGGGCAGGUCUGCAGUGUUCAGGGGGCAUGGGGCUGCUCUACCCCAAGUUGCUGCCCCGAUGGCCCCUGGCAAAGCUGAAACUCUACCACGCCACUUCUGGGUUGGUGGGCUACCUGCUGGGCAGUGCCAGCCUCCUGUUGGGCAUGUUCUCACUCUGGUUCACUGCCACUGUCACUGGUGGUGCCUGGUACCUGGCUGUGUUGUGCCCCAUCCUCACCAGUUUGGUAAUCAUGAACCAAGUGAGCAAUGCCUACCUGUACCGCAAGAGGAUCCAGCCAUGAGCACUCACCAGUUAUUACGAAGGCUGGAUUUGCACCUCAGCUUCGGACCAGGAGCUCGGAACCUGUUGGACUCUCACAACUGACAGGGUCUGGGGACAUUUCAGGGACUAGGGCACUCAGGGGUAGAUCUCCUCACACUAGAGUGUCUCCCUUUUCUUGCUGUCAACCCAGGGGAGCAUGGUCAUGUGUCUGGGUGAAGUUGGAGUUGCAACAGUCUCCCCAGCAGCCAUACAGCUUAUAUUUGUACUGGUAUGUCCAGAAAUCAUGGAGGAAAGAAAAGUAAAAUAAACAAACAGAAUCCUGAAAACCUGUCGGGAGGAGCAGCGCAGAGUUGAGGAUGGUUCUUGCUAAUGCAUCAUGGUAAGAAAAUGGUCAGCUGGGUAAGGAGGGGCCCCUCCUUGAAUGGGAGUCCUCAGAGCCUGCUGUGAAACUUCCUCUGAUCCCAGUGCAUUGGGGGGCUAAGUGUGGACGGCACAGCUAUUUCCAGCUAAUUGUGCUAGAGUCUGGAGACUAUGGCCAGUGACAGGAGAUGGACUUAGAAGUUGAACCAUGGUCAUUUGUGGUGGCGGGCAGAUCUCUGUGAGCUCUAAGCCAACCAAGGCUACAUAGUAAGAUCCUGUCUCAAAAGGGAAAAAGAAAGUAGAAUCAUGAACAAGAGAAAUUUGCCUUCUGUUUCUGAGACAAGGUUUCAAGUCUCCCAGGUGGGCUUUGAACUCACAACAUGGCCUAGGAUGACAGACUUCAGAUUCUCCUGUUUCACCGCAGUGCUAGGAUUAUAGAUGUAUGUACCAUGUAUGUCCAUACCAUGCCCCACUUAUGUAGUGCUGGGACCCAAACCCAGAGCUCUGAAAUGCUAAGCAAGUGUUCUGUC
Messenger RNA from Mus musculus (house mouse), 1782 nucleotides. It is a transcript of the gene Cyb561d2, whose product is annotated as cytochrome b-561 domain containing 2. Lineage: Eukaryota; Metazoa; Chordata; Mammalia; Rodentia; Muridae. Bases 243 to 911 code for a protein of 222 amino acids. The record is from RefSeq and is marked validated. Gene Ontology annotation, molecular function: transmembrane ascorbate ferrireductase activity; heme binding; transmembrane monodehydroascorbate reductase activity. Gene Ontology annotation, biological process: transmembrane transport; ascorbate homeostasis. The transcript is spliced from 3 exons. Gene Ontology annotation, cellular component: endoplasmic reticulum membrane; cytoplasmic vesicle membrane.